AUGAACAAAGACCUGUUUAUCGAUGUCGGCUCACAGUUAGCACAUUUACGUAUGUAUCCCGUUUUCGAUACAUGCCAUUAUCUAUUAACAGCAUUACAAGUUCGUGAUGACAUUAUACUACAUCAAUCGGGUACACAUAAUUUUACACGUCGUCAUCCGUUAUCAUGUUGGUUAUCAACAAUGUUACUAUGUUUUUCUGGUUCAAUUUUAGCAAAUUUUCUCCUUGGUGAAAGUCCGAUAAAAGAUUUUGCUCAUCAUCAACAUCUUUUACUCGCUACCGUUUGUUGGUAUCUUGUUUUCUAUUCACCAUUGGAUCUUGUCGCACGCUUAUUACGAUUUGUCCCCAUACGAAUACUUGUCGGCGUUGCAAAAGAAAUUCAGCGAACAAAAAAAGUUUUCGAUGGCGUUCAUUCGACCUUAGCUAUUUAUCCAGAUGGAUAUGUUGUUGUUGUUAUGAUAGCAGCUAUUAAAGGUUGUGGAGGAUCAUUAAUGUCUUCAAUCGAUCGAUUCUUUCGAGGAGUUUGGUUGCCUGGACAAACCGAAUUUCUCUUUCCAUCUUUUGCAACAAAAGCAAGUUUUAUUUCUGCAAUAAUCUUCGUAUUAGAACAUGUUCAACUAAUUCAAUUCGAACGCGAAUUAGUUUAUCUAUGCGUCGCGUCAAUGUUUAUAUAUGUACGCGUUAUUACCAUAUUCUUCAAACAAUACGAUCCAUUGAUGCCCUUUGAAAAUAUUUCAUCCGGUAUUCUAUUUAAUAGUUGGUCGGAAACAGUGUCUGAAGCGUAUCGAAGGGCAACUGCAGCUUCGACGACAUCAGGUACAAGCAAUACUUCAACUCAGCAACAAGCAGCAGUGAUUCCCGCUGCUUUGACCCCACUGACAGCAACCACAACGGUAAUCAGUGGAAAGAAAGAAGCAAAUAAUACUGACGGACAAGGAAAAACGCUUGAAAUCAAAAAACGUGAUUGA
Messenger RNA from Adineta ricciae, 966 nucleotides. NCBI's taxonomy places the organism in Eukaryota, Metazoa, Rotifera, Eurotatoria, Adinetida, Adinetidae. The record is from the annotation of a GenBank genome assembly.